AUGGCCACAAUUCUUACAACUAGCAAUGUUCACAAUAUUCCUGCCGUUUGUCGCAUCCCGGAAAAGGGCACAGCCACUCUUGUCUCACCGGGGAUGCUUCUUACUUCCACGCAUGUCGUAGGAACAGCUGACGCGUGCGCUUCACUGACCGCCAUUUUCUUUGAGGGCACCAAGAAGAAACCUGUUGAAGUAAAAUUGCUACCGCAAAAGUACUUUUUUGCCGCAGCAUACCCCGAGUACAUGGACUACUGCUUGGUGGCCUGUGAGGAGGCUGGUCUUCUUAAUGUCGUACCCGUCACAAUACCCUUGACGAAAGAUCAAUGGGCCCCUGUGACUGAAGGGGAUAUCAUUUUGGUCGUGCAGCAUCCCGCAGAGAGCAGUGACUCGGGUAAGGCGGAUCCGGAAGUCGGGGACAUAGCGCCGGCUGCUGGUAGUGCAGAUCCUCCUUUAGUGAUGAAGAGGUUUGUUGAGGUGCUCCGUCACCGUGAUGACUUGUUUUACCUCAAAACGACCAGGGAUGUGCGAACUGCGGGUUGUCCAGCAUUUAAUGACCGCGGUCAGCUCAUUGGACUCCAGUCGCAAGUCCGCCAUCCACGCACUGGCAUCGUCAAUCAUGUGGUGUCCAUAACUGCCAUUGUUAAACACCUCUUUGCGAACAAACAAUUGUGGUCCAUCAAUCGGAACCAAACUUUUGAGGAAGUGUGGAAUACAUGGUACGUCAAGAAUGAUAUCACACGGAUUCUUUCCAUCACCGCGAACUUUAAGAGCCGUGCAAUUACUCGGGAAACCAUUCUGAAACUGUGUGAGCACGCGGCACAGCGGGAGAUUCUGAAUACACUUGUAAGAGAAGGUGGUGCACAAGCAAUUCUUAAUGCAUUGGAUAUCUUCAUUGAUGACGAGGAAGUGGUGUUUGCGUGCAUUAAAGCUCUGUGGAACAUUAGUUUCUCGGAAGAGUUGAUACGUCUGUGUCUCGGUGGAGGAAAGUCCCUUGGAAUGAUUCUUGAUGCUAUGGAAAAAUUCCCGAAGAAUGAACAGAUCGCAGAACAUGCUACCCUCUUCUUGCACAACAUCUGCUCGGGAAAUGACAAACUAGAUUUUGAAAGGGACGUCGAAGAGCGUGCCCUGACGUUGGUUCACUCAACGCUACGUACAUUUAAAGGAACAGUUAUGUUGCAGAAGUUCGGCUUCGCCUUUUUUAACUCCCUUAUAGCGACGAAUCUUCGCAAUGCUGAGAUACUUGUCGGCCAAGGCGUAAUUGCACACCUUGUGCGGUUGGCGCAGGAGAGAAAGGAUAACGUCCUUUUAAUGGAGGUUGUCAUGCGUUUCCUUGGUUUCAUAGCCCAAAACCCGAGGGCGGUGAACAUGUAUGUGACGUCGCGGGAUGUUGGCAUGGGUGGUGGAUCAAAAGGAGUUUCCGUCAUCACGGGUCUACUGGUUGAUAUUAUGCUCAAGCACAAAGAUGUGGAUCGUAUUCUUCUCGAUGGUAGCCAAGCUCUGUGGGGGUUUGGGAACGAUGUGGCAUGUCGGGCGGUCAUCUUGCAACAUCCGAGGGCAUUCGAAGCAUUGCGGAUUUCACUUCCUGCGGUGAUAUCACACUCAAAAGUUUUGUGA
Messenger RNA from Trypanosoma brucei brucei TREU927, 1611 nucleotides. RefSeq lists its product as hypothetical. The record is from RefSeq and is a predicted model, not a curated record. Gene Ontology annotation, molecular function: protein binding. NCBI's taxonomy places the organism in Eukaryota, Euglenozoa, Kinetoplastea, Trypanosomatida, Trypanosomatidae. The transcript has a single exon. The coding region runs from base 1 to 1611 and encodes 536 amino acids.